GUCUCACUUUCUCCCAACUAACAACAUCUGCAGCCAACUUCACAACAUUGACCGCUCUAUCUGGGACACCUUAACAACAAUUUGUCGCUUUUCCGUGAAAACUUUGUGCCGAAAAAACCGUGAAAAAUUCUGUGUUUUUGCAUUUUCCCCAGAGCAUUUAGCAACAAGACGUCGCGAUGGCGUCCUACCAAAUCGCCAAUUUACUAGAUAAGAUGACGUCCAAUGACAAGGACUUCCGUUUUAUGGCUACGAAUGAUUUAAUGACGGAACUGCAGAAGGACAGCAUCAAAUUGGAUGAUGAAUCGGAGAAGAAGGUCGUCCGGAUGGUGUUGCGGCUGCUUGAGGAUAAGAAUGGUGAGGUACAGAACCUGGCGGUGAAGUGCCUGGGGCCGCUCGUUAUUAAGGUCAAGGAGAACCAAGUGGAGACAAUAGUGGAUUCCCUGUGUGCCAAUAUGGUGAGCAACAAGGAGCAACUGCGUGAUAUCUCCAGCAUUGGCCUCAAGACGGUUAUCUCGGAGCUGCCACAGACAUCCAAUUCACUCGCCCCGAAUGUCUGCCAGAGAAUCACUGGGAAGUUGAGCAAUGCAAUCGAGAAGGAAGACGUUAGCGUGCAACUCGAAGCAUUGGACAUCCUAUCGGAUCUCUUGUCGCGCUUCGGGGAUCUCCUGGUGCCAUUCCACGACACUAUCCUCAAGGCACUCGUACCACAGCUCGGGUCGCAGCGUCAAGCUGUCCGGAAGAGGACUAUUGUGGCACUAUCGCAUCUCCUGACUUCCUGCAGCAAUAGCGCCUACAAUAAAGUCAUUGAGCACUUGCUGGAGGGACUGAAGAAGCCACAAAAUACCAGCACCAUUCGCACCUACAUCCAGUGUCUUGCAUCCAUUUGCCGUCAAGCAGGACAUCGUCUGUGUAAUCACAUUGAUCGCGUUAUGGUGCUCCUGAAUGAGUACAGUCAGCGGGAGGAUGAUGAAUUACGUGAAUUCUGCCUCCAGGCAUGUGAAGCCUUCAUUCAGCGAUGCCCCGAAGCCAUUGUUCCCCACAUACCAAGCAUUGUUGCCCUGUGCCUGGACUACGUGACCUACGACCCAAAUUACAACUACGAGGCUGAUGAUGGGGAUGCGGGGGUGUCGAUGGAUACGGAGGAGGAGGAGGAUGUGGAUAGUGAGGAGUACAGCGAUGAUGACGACAUGAGCUGGAAGGUACGUCGUUCGGCUGCCAAAUGCCUCGAAUCGGUCAUUUCGACGCGCCACGAACUCCUGGAGGAGUUCUACAGGACCCUCUCACCGGCUCUCAUUGCACGCUUCAAGGAGCGCGAGGAGAAUGUCAAAUCGGACAUUUUUCACGCCUACAUUGCCCUCCUGAAGGCCACACGUCCCAGCGAAGAUGCCACCCACGAUCCGGAUUCAAUGGAACAAGUUCCGGGCCCUAUAAGUAUGCUGCAGGAUCAAGUGCCGGAAAUUGUGCGAGCUAUUCAGCCGUUAAUGCGGGAGAAAUCCGUUAAGACACGCCAGGAUUGCUUUCUGCUGCUGCGUGAGCUGUUGAAUGCCCUUCCGGGCGCUUUGGCGAAGCAUGUGGAUCAACUAAUGCCGGGAAUUAAUUACUCAUUGAGCGAUAAGAAUUCCACGUCAAAUAUGAAAAUUGAUGCAUUGAGCUUUGUCUGCUGCAUGCUUCAGGGGCACAAUCCGCAAGUUUUUCAUCCGCACAUCCAGCUCCUUGUGCCGCUGGUGGAGAAUGCGGUGUUUGAUCCAUUCUACAAAAUUGCCACGGAGGCUCUGUUGGUGCUGCAGCAACUCGUGAAGGUGAUUCGCCCCCUCAAUGUGGAGACGAGUUUUGAUUUUACACCUUUUGUGCCGCAAUUGUACAACUGUACGCUGCAGAAGCUUCGUUCACCGGAAGUGGAUCAAGAGGUGAAGGAACGUGCGAUUGCCUGUAUGGGGCAGAUUAUUGCAAACAUGGGUGAUGUCCUGCGCACGGAGCUGACAACGUGCUUGCCACUGUUUAUGGAGAGAUUGCGAAAUGAAGUGACCCGAUUGAGUUCCGUGAAGGCACUCACGAUGAUUGCAGCAUCCCCAUUGAGGGUGAAUUUAUCCCCAAUUCUUGCGGAUGUAAUUCCCACACUUGGGUCAUUUUUGCGUAAAAAUCAACGUGCAUUGAAGCUGAAUUCGCUCACAUUGCUGGACACAUUGGUGAUUAAUUACAGCCAAUUCUUCAAUCCGGAACUCCUCAAGACGGCAAUUCAGGAAGUUCCGCCCCUUUUGUCUGAAUCUGAUCUCCAUGUGGCACAGCUAUCGCUUGUUUUCCUCACAUCGGCGGCACAGCAACAACCACAGGCGGGUGUGUACGAGGCGAUUCUUCCGGAAGUGAUGACACUCGUACGAUCACCCCUCCUGCAGGGAACAGCCCUCAAUUGCACGCUACGUUUCUUCCAAGCGCUCGUGCAGGCGAAUCUCCCACGUUUGAGCUACAACUACCUUCUUGAGCUCCUUAUGGCGCCGGUGAUUAAUCAGCAGGCACCUGGGCAGGUUCUGCACAAGCAAGCCUAUCAUUCAUUGGCAAAAUGCGUCGCAGCGAUUACUCUUCAGGUUCCCGCACAAGCUGAACCCGUUGCAGCGCAGCUCCUUCAUGAUAUUCAAGAGCGCAAAAGUGACACCUACCUGGUGUUUUGUCUCCUAACAAUUGGGGAGAUUGGGCGACAUUUCAAUCUCAGUAGCAUCGAAAUGCUCCCACAGUGCAUCCUAAAUUGCUUUGCAGCACAAAGUGAGGAUGUUAAGGCGGCUGCAAGUCAUGCCCUGGGGGCUGUUGCAGUGGGAAAUCUCAAUUGCUACCUCCCGUUCAUCCUCACGGAGAUUGAGGCACAGCCAAAGCGUCAAUAUCUCCUGCUGCACUCCCUCAAGGAGGUUAUUUCAUCACUUUCCCUCACAAAGGGUGGUCUUGAGCAACUUAUCCCAUCUGUCCCGUCAAUUUGGACGCAACUCUUCAAGCAUUGCGAAUGCUCUGAGGAGGGAUCACGGAAUGUUGUGGCUGAAUGUCUCGGGAAGCUUGUUCUCGUUCUUCCGGAUGAGCUUCUGCCGCGUCUGCAGCAAGCCCUGAAGAGCGAUAGCCCCCUCAUGCGUACCGCUGUGGUGUCCUCAAUUAAAUUCACAAUCUCCGAUCAACCACAACCAAUUGAUCCUCUUCUGCGGCAGUGCAUUGGGCAAUUCCUCUAUGCGCUGCAAGACCCGGAGCCAGCGGUACGACGUGUGGCACUUGUGGCAUUCAAUUCAGCUGUACACAAUAAACCGAGCCUCGUGCGUGAUCUCCUUCCGGAACUCCUUCCGCAAUUGUACUCAGAAACGAAGAUAAAGAAAGAAUUGAUCAGGGAAGUGGAGAUGGGACCCUUCAAGCAUACCGUUGACGAUGGCCUGGACAUCCGGAAGGCGGCAUUUGAGUGCAUGUACACACUGCUGGAGCAGGGAUUGGAUCGUGUGGACAUCAUGCAGUUUCUAGAGCAUGUCCAAGCGGGUCUAAAGGAUCACUACGAUAUCAAAAUGUUAACUUACUUAAUGACAGCACGUCUAGCUCAACUAUGUCCAACAGCAGUGCUUCAGAGACUCGAUCAAUUUGUGGAUCCACUGAGAGCCACGUGUACGCUGAAAGUUAAAGCGAAUUCCGUAAAGCAGGAGUAUGAGAAGCAAGAUGAGCUCAAGAGGUCUGCACUGAGAGCUGUAGCUGCCCUAGCUUCAAUCCCCAAAGCUGAUAAAAAUCAACAUUUGAGUGAAUUCUUGACGCUCAUCAGGGGUACACCGGAUCUGCAGACGCUCUUUGAGUCAGUUCAGAAGGAUACGUCGGUAAAUAGCAAUACGGAUUCAGGUAUAAGUAUGGAUCAAAGCUAAAAAGUCCCUAAGAAAAAAACAAGUCUGCGUGGAGAAAUCUGAGUUUGAAACGCGAUUAAAAAAAGAUAUUUCUUGAUUUAUUUUUCUUCUUUCUGAUAUUACAAAUAGUUCUUUUUUUUUUUAAUUUGAAAAAAUAAAUAAAUGGAAAAUUGAGUCGAGAAAAAAACUUAAAAACAAAACGAUGAUUUUAUUAAUUUUCUCUUGCUUGAAAAAAGGUAAAAAGUGAUGAAAAUAAAAGAUAAAUUGUUGUUUUGAUAUUAUACAAUUUAUUUACUCAUUAUCUUGUCAAAUAUAUAUAAUUUUUUUUAAUAAAAAGGGUGUGUAAUAUCUCACAAAGAAAGAUAAAAACAAAUCUCUCAGCUUAAGAACAUUUAGUUUUGUUUUUUUUUUCAAUAUAAAUUCUCAUUUGCGCUGAAAUUCUUUUUUCUAAAUAUAUUUUUUCUCAUACAAUGCGCUUAAUAUCCUUUUUAAAAAUUUUCCUUAAAACCCAUUUUUUUUUUUUAAUAAUAAUAAAAACUUAUUUUGGACUACAAAAAAAAAGGAAAAAAAGAAAAGGGAGUUCAGAAGGAAAAUUUUAGGGACUGCCGAGGGAUUAAUUUGUAAUAACAAUGAAAUAUUAAGUACGUACAUACAAUAAAAAUUGAUAAAUAAAGUAAAAUAUUAAAAAAAAAAAGAAA
This is a messenger RNA of Lutzomyia longipalpis, 4549 nucleotides long. RefSeq names its product cullin-associated NEDD8-dissociated protein 1 (gene Cand1). The transcript is spliced from 6 exons. The coding region runs from base 177 to 3872 and encodes 1231 amino acids. The record is from RefSeq and is a predicted model, not a curated record. Lineage: Eukaryota; Metazoa; Arthropoda; Insecta; Diptera; Psychodidae. Gene Ontology annotation, biological process: protein ubiquitination; SCF complex assembly. Gene Ontology annotation, cellular component: nucleus.